Molecule: messenger RNA, 3438 nt
Organism: Chenopodium quinoa (quinoa)
Lineage: Eukaryota; Viridiplantae; Streptophyta; Magnoliopsida; Caryophyllales; Amaranthaceae
Product: general transcription factor 3C polypeptide 3-like
Exons: 21
Coding region: 453-3242 (929 amino acids)
Biological process (GO): transcription by RNA polymerase III
Cellular component (GO): transcription factor TFIIIC complex
Molecular function (GO): protein binding
Source: RefSeq, a predicted model, not a curated record
CUGUUUUUUUAAAACAAAAAACAAAAAAAAGGAAAUAAGAAGUUAUUUUUACUUUUCUGUCGUCCGUAUUCAAAUUAUUAUGAUAUUAAUAAGUUUGAGUGAUUGUUGAUUCGUUAGAUAACAUAAAUCAUAUGAUCAGUCCUGAAACCACCAUUUCCCCCCCUCCUCUUCAGCUUCCCACAAACAUUGACGUCGGAAUGCCGAUGACCAUUUGAUCAUUCAAUUUUCCUCAGCCACACCCGUUCAUCGCUGCCACCAGAGCCAGCUUCUGCCGCCCCUGACGCCGUUGGAAAAGCCACCUCCACCAAGCUACCUCCGACUUCCUCCCCUGCGUCGCCGCGACCAGAACCACCACAAAUUCCGCCACCACCGACGACGCUUCCACCGAGCUUGCCGUGCAGCCACCACCGAGUUUUUAUCUACCCAUAGGUUACUUGAAUUGUUUUAUCUCGAUGAAGAGCGAAGAUGGGAUGAAGGAAGACAAUAUCUUUGAGGAGAGAGAAUUAUCAGAUGGGGAAGAGGAGGAGGAGGAAGAAGAAGAAGACAACGAAGAAGAUGGUGAUGGAGGUGAGGAGGGAGAAGGUGAAGAAGGCGAGAAUGAGUUGGAGGAAGAAGAGGAAGAGGAAUGUUCAGUGAGAUUUGAAGGGAAUAUAAACCCUUUGGAUUUUGUUAAAGAAGGUACUUCUGAGGUUCAACUUUAUCAAGAGCUGGAAAAGCUCAACUAUGGAACUUUGGUUGGGAAGAGGCGGAAAGGCCAAGGAGAAGGGUCAGCUAAGAAGCAGAGGCCGGAGAUUAAUGUUGGAGCAACCCCUGCAGAAAUGGAGGAGGUCAUGAGUUAUACUUCUAGGCGAAGAUCUAAGAAGCCUAAGAAGAGAGGGAGGCGUAAAGGAUCAAGAAAUAAGCUUAGCACUGAAAUCACAAGGAAGCUUGGUGAUGCUAAUCUUCAUUAUGCACAUGGCCGCUAUGAAGAAGCUAUCAGAUUGUUGAGAGAAGUGGUUCUACUGGCCCCAAACCUACCGGAUCCAUAUCAUACACUUGGGCUCGUAUAUAACUCUAUGGGCGACAAAGUGAAAUCUGUGAACUGCUAUAUGUUAGCUGCAAAUUUUGGUCCAAAAGAAUCACCUUUGUGGAAACCGCUUGUGACUUGGUCCAUAGAGCUGGGUAACAUUGGUCAAGCUUGGUGGUGUCUUUCUAAGGCAAUUACUGCGGAUCCAGCUGAUAUUACACUCAGGUACCAUCGUGCUUCACUUUGCAUGGAGGCAGGAGAUUUUUCAAAAGCUGCUGAAUCGUAUGAUCAGAUAGUUCAAAUCUGCCCUGAUAAUGUAGAAGCACUCAAGACUGCUGCAAUGUUGUACAAACGAUCUGGCCAAUUUGAACGUUCUAUUACUAUUUUGGAGGACUACCUGAACAACCAUCCUUCUGAAGCUGAUUUAACCGUAGUUGAUAUGUUGGCUUUAUUCUUCAUAGAAAGCAAUUCCUAUACUAAAGCACUUCAGCACAUUGAGCAUGCAAAGAAAGCCUGUGGUUUAGUGAAAGAGUUUCCUUUAUGUCUGAGAGUAAGAGAAGGCAUUUGCCAUGCUCAUCUUGGGAAUAUAGAGAAAGCAGAGAUUUGUUUCUCUCUUCUUCAAAGGAAUAAUGUGGAACAGCAAAUGGACUAUAUGAUGGCAGUGGCCAACUCAUAUGUGAAUCUGCACCAACACGAGUUAGCAUUGAAGUAUUAUCUGAUGUUAGACGGCUGUGUCUUAAAAAAUGAGCUCGUAAGUCUGAAAAUUGCUCACUGCUACUCUGCUCUGGAAAAAGCUGCUUCAGCUAUCCAGUUUUUCUACAAAGGAUUACAAGCAAGUGAAGAUGACAUUGAUGCUCGUUUAACUCUAGCUUCCCUUCUCCUUAAGGAAAACAGAGAAGAAGAAGCGGUUGAAUUGCUUUCACCUCCACCUAACCCAGUAUUCUCAAAGGACAUGCAUGCAGAUAAAUCAGAACCUUGGUGGCUCAAUGUGAAAGUAAAGUUGAGGUUAGCUCAAAUUUAUAGAACUAAAGGGAAGCUCGAGGCCUUUGUUGAAGUGAUCUACCCCAUUAUUCAUGAAUCACUUAAGAUUGAUUCGAUGGAUCAGAAGGCAAAACAGAGGAAAAGACUCUCUAUGAAUGAACUAUCUGAGAGAGUUAAAGUUCUUGGUGAUCAUCAAACUGAUUCUGUCUUCCAAAACUUUAGAAGGCCAGCUCCCAGAAAAGAGUUGUUGAAAGCUAAUAGGGCUGCAAAGUUGCUUAAAAAGAGAGCAACAUCCAAAGAAGAAAAGAUAUCUACUGCAAUGGCUGCUGGACUUGAUUGGGAGAGUGAUGAAUCAGGAGAUGAUGUUCCGCAACAACCAUUGAAGGAGCCUCCAUUGCCCGAUCUCUUCAAGGACGAGGAGCAUUAUAAUCUCAUUUCAGAUCUAUGCAAAGCAUUGACAUCUUUGAGAAGGUAUAGUGAGGCUUUGGAACUUAUAAAGCUCACUUUGAAAAUAACUUACAAGACACUGCCUGCAGAGAAAAAGGAGAAAUUUCAGUCCCUAGGAGCUCAAAUAGCCUUGAAUGUUACUGAUCCAUCUGAUGGGUUUGACUAUGUACGCUACAUUGUUCAGCAGCGUUCACAGAGUGUUGCUGCUUGGAAUUGUUAUUAUCGAUUAGUCUUGAGGUUAGAGAAUCGUCUCUCUAAGCAUAAUAAGUUUCUGCAUCAUAUGCGAGUUGAACAUAAGGAUCUAGUGCCACCCAUGAUUAUUUCUGGAAAUCAGUUUACAAUGAUCAGUCAACACCAAGUAGCUGCAAGGGAAUACUUGGAAGCGCAUAAACAUAUGCCAAAUUCCCCACUGACCAAUCUCUGUGUCGGGACUGCCUUAAUCAAUUUAGCCCUUGGACAUAGACUUCAAAACAAGCAUCAGUGUGUUGCACAAGGCUUAGCUUUCCUUUACAACAAUCUGCGACUUUGUGAAAAUAGCCAGGAAGCCUUGUAUAAUAUAGCUCGUGCAUUCCACCACGUAGGACUUGUCACAUUAGCUGCUACUUACUAUGAGAGGGUCCUUGCAAUUUCCCAAGAGGACUGCCCCUUACCAGAGCUUAUCAAAGUAGAUAAAGGUCCUGCAAAAGAUGUAAAAUCCGGCUAUUGUGACCUCCGGAGAGAAGCAGCGUACAAUUUGCACUUGAUCUACAAAAGAAGUGGAGCAGUUGAUCUUGCAAGGCAGAUGUUGAGGGAUUAUUGCACCUUGUGAGACAUCGUGAAUUUUUUGGUUCAUGAUCAUAUGGAUGUAGUCUUGGUUUAUGUGAGUUAAAUACUUUUUUUUUUUUUGAUAAAUUUCAUUUAGGCACGUUGGCCAACGCAUACUUUUAAAUGUAAAUAUCUUUAAUUGCGUAUAAGCAAAAAACAUAAAAUUUUGAUAAAAGAAAAUAGGUGUUGAGACGAAACUA